This is a messenger RNA of Hypomesus transpacificus, 3019 nucleotides long. It is a transcript of the gene rab5aa, whose product is annotated as RAB5A, member RAS oncogene family, a. The coding region runs from base 198 to 848 and encodes 216 amino acids. The transcript has 6 exons. The record is from RefSeq and is a predicted model, not a curated record. NCBI's taxonomy places the organism in Eukaryota, Metazoa, Chordata, Actinopteri, Osmeriformes, Osmeridae. Gene Ontology annotation, molecular function: GTP binding; GTPase activity.
AAAGAAAGGAGGAGACGUGAUCUGGGUUGUUGAAAUUACUCGUAGGUUGUUCAGUACGUAACCGCAGUGCGUGCGCUAGCUAAUUGUUUUUGUGUGAAUACUGUUGUGGCCGUAAUAAGUGUUCGAAAACAUCUUCUCACUCUCAGCUUGAGCCCUGACAGUGUGGUCGGACGCGUGGGACACCGGUGGACUAGGUCAUGGCCAAUCGGGGAGGAGCUACGAGACCCAACGGGCCCAACGCUGGGAACAAGAUCUGCCAGUUUAAGCUGGUGUUGCUGGGGGAGUCAGCGGUGGGGAAGUCCAGUCUGGUUCUGCGCUUCGUUAAGGGACAGUUCCACGAGUUCCAGGAGAGCACAAUAGGAGCGGCCUUCCUGACCCAGACGGUGUGUCUAGACGACACGACGGUCAAGUUUGAGAUCUGGGAUACUGCGGGACAGGAACGCUACCACAGCCUGGCGCCCAUGUAUUACAGAGGAGCACAGGCUGCCAUCGUGGUCUACGACAUCACUAAUGAGGAGUCGUUUGCGAGGGCCAAGAACUGGGUGAAGGAGCUGCAGAGACAAGCCAGUCCCAACAUCGUCAUCGCUCUUUCAGGAAACAAGGCGGAUCUGGCCAAUAAGAGAGCUGUGGACUUCCAGGAUGCCCAAUCAUAUGCAGAUGACAACAGCCUACUUUUCAUGGAGACGUCAGCCAAGACAUCGAUGAAUGUGAACGAGAUAUUCAUGGCCAUCGCGAAAAGAUUGCCCAAGAGUGAGCCACAGGCUCCUGGAGCCAAUAGUGGGCGGAGCCGAGGCGUCGACCUGACGGAAACAGCCCAGCCCACCAAGGCCCCGUGCUGCAGUAACUAACGCGUGGCUCCACCUCCCUGUCCCGUUCCCUAACUAAUGCGACCGACGGCCCGACUGCCACUGCAGCAUCUAAUGCGAUGUCCCAUCCAAAACUCAGAUCUGCAGCCAAAAAAAACAAAAAACCUGUAUCCCCCCCUCCCUCUUCCCUCCCUUUACCCUGUAGUCGUUUAAGCCCACAUCAAUCUCUCAACAUCGCCCUGCCCCCUUUUGGUUCUACUGUUACUAAUGACGACCUCUCCUACCUCUCCCACUCGGGUAUUUGUGCCCACCCCUCUAAUUCCAACCCCCCACACACCCACUCAGAGGCAAUAUGGCCACAACUGAGGGCCAGGGCUCUUCCAAAUAAUCUUGUGUCUCCUGGGAUGACAAAAUACUUUUUCUGCGUUUCAAAUUCAGAAUCUUUCCUCUUUUUUUGUUUGUUAGUAUGGUUGCAUGUAUCACUACAAGGCCUAAAAAAAAUCUGUUUAUGUAUGCUCUGUGACACAAGAGUCUAGGGUGAAAAGAGGAGAGUACUGUCUCCCCCCCAAAAAAAACCCUAAUAAAUUCAAGUGGAUGCCAGGAAAGGGAAGAAUAUGGAGGUAGAGGGGCUCAGGGCCAUUGUUUUACUCCAAGCUUGCCAAAGCUGGAUCACUUCCUCAUCAGAAGGAUAUAUUCAGAUGGUUUGUCAAUAAUCCUUGAGCUUUCUAGUUUCUCUCGUGCUCUAUCCUUCCUCAGCUCUUUGUAGCCACGCCUCAGCUCCUCCCCUCGCCCAAACACACAAACACACACUGAUCAUAUUGGCGCACUAGCAUAGAGUUAUUCUCGCUGUACCUGGUGGCAUUGUGCAAUUGUUCACAGUAUUUGCUCUGUGACUUAGUGUCUACAACGCAAAGCUUGACGUAAGCCCUUCACGGCUAUUCCUUCUGUAAGCAAGACUUGGGAACUUGUAGGAUACCUCCCCCCGUGACCCUUUCUUGUUGUGACCUUAAACCUCCAUCCUGGGAUGGGAGUUGGGUCCCUCUCAUAGGUGUCCUGUUGGCUGGUAGAGUCCUUGUGUUUGCAUUGGGUUGAAGUUAUCUCCACAUGACUGGCAGACUAGACUGCUUGAUGAAACACAGCUGAUUCUUUCACCAAGGCAGGUGGGGUGAGGGGGAGUGAGUGAUGAGUGGCUCUUUCAGUUCAGAAUAUUCUUCCACCCCUUAUUUUUUUUAGGAAAUGUUUCUGACACACAUUCAUAGUGAUUUGUUGAAACACACACACACAAACAGGCAGUUAUUUUUGUUUUUUAAAUCCCUUCCAGGCCUGUAAUAGAACACAAGCACAGCAAAAAGUUUUUUCACAACUUCCUGACACAUGCACACACUUGUGUUUUUUCCAGCCCCCCCAACACCCACAUUUCUGCAAGAUUAGAAAAACACACCCCCCUGACCCCCCCCCCCCCCCCCCCCCCCCCCCCCCCCCCCCCCCCCCCCCCCCAUCCGGUCAAUAUCUCCUGACAGAUCUGUCUGACUCAUGCCUUGCACUAAUGACGCUCAUGAAUUUAUCUUGUCAUAAUUACAGCCAGUGUGAUAUAAAUAUUAUAUAUAUAUAUAAAUAAUAUACUGUAAAUAGGGUGUUGCAAUGUAGCUUACUUUUUUCGAUUUACAAUGGACAAGACUAACGCUUGCUAAGGAGUUGUCUAGAUAAUCAUUAAAACAACUGUACAGUUACCAGAAAACAUCUUUGGUCUGGGUCCGAAAUUAUGAUUAUGUUCUUUUUUCACAAAAUGGUUAAAUUAUAAUCAGUGGUGGUCUUUAUAAAUGUAUGUAGUGUUAUUAACAAACAAAAAAUGUUUCUUUAGUGGUCUGUCUUGUACUUUUUCUCAAGGAAAAAAAACUAAAACAUUUGAACAUUUUGAUUUCUAUUUUUUAACAUUCUCUCAUUUUCAUGUAUUUCUUUUAGUGGUUGUGCGGUUAGAAAGCCCUGUCCAGUCCUCCUCACAGGUACUCUGGGUGUGUAGAGUCUUAUCAAAGCCAGCUCGCAAGUAGUUUGGAAAAAGAUUGUCUUAACAAACCUCUAUGGCGUCACAGUGACAGUGUAACAACGUUGUAGGAACAAUGUAAUAAUCCUUGAUGGCAAAGAAAGACUGGCCGUUCUACUGUCUGGGUACUAGCUCGUAGAUCAUCAUGAAUAAAUGAAUUAACACAUAGGGA